GCAGAAGAGCGAGCGAUAAUACACGCCGGGCGGCCGCAAGAAACCACAGUUCUCGAUUGUGCUUCGUACCGUUCGGUUUAGUGUUUGCGUUCAAGAGUCAAGUUCAAUAUUUUGUUCCUUAGAUUCGACCCGGAACGCUACCGCUAGCGUAACGUUGUUAAGGUUACUCUUACAACCGGAAGACUAUGGAGGGCUUAAUGGGGGGCCAGUGCGCCGCACAGAGCGUCGGACCGGCGAAUCAGCUGUUUGGGCUGCUGGUGCAAACAAUCCUGGCGGCACAGUGUGCGAUUUCCCCACCGGAUAUAUGGCCGAAGGACUACGGCCCGACAGCACUGCAACGCGGAUUGGAUGAGUACGAUUUCGUGAUCGUCGGUGCCGGUUCCGCCGGGUCGGUUGUUGCCAAUCGACUGUCCGAAAACCCAGACUGGAAGGUUCUUCUGCUAGAAGCGGGCGGCGAUCCACCGAUCGAGUCUGAGGUACCAUAUCUGGCAUUCGCUUUGCUGAACGGUUCGCAUGUCUGGAAUUAUUACGCCGAAAGGAGUGACACAGCUAGCAAAGGCUACAAGCGCGGAAGUUACUGGCCGAGGGGUAAAAUGUUGGGUGGAUCAAGCAGUAACAAUAUCAUGCUGUAUGUGCGUGGCAAUAGCCGCGAUUACGAUCGCUGGGAGGAGCAGGGUAAUCCGGGCUGGGGUUGGAAGGAUGUGCUGGAGUAUUUCAAAAAGUCCGAAGAUAACGGGGCGCAACAUUUGCUGCAGGAGAGAGCCGAUUACCACGCGCAAGGUGGUUUACUCAAGGUCAAUUCUUUCAUGUCAAACGACAUGACUAAACUGGUGAUAACUGAGGCCGCACAAGAGUUGGGUAUACCGGAGAUUAUGGACAUCAACAGUGAUGAGUAUAUCGGUUACAAUGUAGCGCAAGGCACGGUCCACAAGGGAAGACGCUGGAGUACAGCAAAAGCAUUUCUAAACACCGCAGCUGAUCGACCCAAUCUGCACAUCAUCAAAAAUGCUCACGUGACCAAGAUCAACUUCGAGGGGACUGCAGCGACAGGCGUCACGUUCGAUGUGCCCUCCCAGGCGGGCGUUUCAGCAAGCAUACGAAAAGAAGUGAUUAUAUCGGCUGGUGCAAUAAAUACACCACAAGUUUUGCAGCUUUCCGGACUGGGAGCAAAGGAGCAACUCGAUCGGCUAGACAUCCCGCUGGUUAAGGAAAUACCGCCAGUGGGGGAAAAUUUGCAAGAUCAUUUGAUUGUACCCCUGUUUCUGAGUCUGCACGGUUCACGACCGAUCGAACGCAGCAUGGAUGAACUGCUCGACAGUAUCUACAGUUACUUCCGUUACGGGCUUGGUACGUUUGGUACCGUCGGUAUAACAGAUCUUUUAGCGUUCGUCAACACACAAAGCCCGGCCGCCAAAUUCCCGGACAUACAGUAUCAUCACUCGCUCAUUCUCUGGAAAACGCCCGAUAUAGCACGACUCACUCAGUGUUUCGGCUGGGAAGACUACAUUUCCCAUCAAAUAAUUGAGCAAAACCAAAAGUCCGAAAUCCUUAUGGUGAUGGUAACACUACUCAAUCCCAAAUCGAAAGGAAAUGUGCAGCUUCGCUCGUCCAACCCGUACGAUGCACCAAUCAUCAACGCUAACUACCUCGACGACCAGCGGGAUGUAAAAACGAUCAUUCGUGGCAUUCGGUUCUUCCGAAAAUUUUUGGAUACGGAAAAUUUCGGCUAUCACGAGCUGAAAGAGUUCCACCUGAAGAUUGAGGAAUGCGAUCGGUUGGAGUACGAAUCGGAUAGCUACUGGGAGUGUUACGCCCGAUACAUGUCCUCUACUAUCUACCAUCCUACGGGUACGUCCAAAAUGGGUCCCGAUGGAGAUCAAGCGUCUGUUGUCGAUUCUAGGCUGAAGGUUAGAGGGGUGCAAAAUUUGCGCGUAAUAGAUGCAAGCAUUAUGCCCGACAUUGUGAGUGGCAACACAAAUGCACCGACUAUCAUGAUCGGUGAAAAGGGUGCCGAUAUGAUAAAGGAGGAUUACGGAGUAGAGACGAAGGAAGCAGCUACACACACAGAACUCUGAUAAAUAUAGUGAUCAACUUGAAAAAAUGUCAAGUUUUCUACGUAGCAGCAGCGAAUGCUGGUGAAAUAAAGCUUUCGUGUGUACAGAAACAA
Messenger RNA from Anopheles merus, 2167 nucleotides. Its product is annotated as glucose dehydrogenase [FAD, quinone]-like. Bases 186 to 2075 code for a protein of 629 amino acids. Gene Ontology annotation, molecular function: flavin adenine dinucleotide binding; ecdysone oxidase activity. The record is from RefSeq and is a predicted model, not a curated record. The transcript is spliced from 3 exons. NCBI's taxonomy places the organism in Eukaryota, Metazoa, Arthropoda, Insecta, Diptera, Culicidae.